Molecule: messenger RNA, 2997 nt
Organism: Micropterus dolomieu (smallmouth bass)
Lineage: Eukaryota; Metazoa; Chordata; Actinopteri; Centrarchiformes; Centrarchidae
Gene: xpo1b
Product: exportin 1 (CRM1 homolog, yeast) b
Exons: 13
Coding region: 1-1899 (632 amino acids)
Biological process (GO): ribosomal small subunit export from nucleus; ribosomal large subunit export from nucleus; protein export from nucleus
Cellular component (GO): cytoplasm; nucleus
Molecular function (GO): nuclear export signal receptor activity
Source: RefSeq, a predicted model, not a curated record
AUGGUGAGGUGUGCUUUUGGCUUUAAGUAUACCAUACAUUGUACACUCACGAAUCUACUUUGUGCAGUGUACCUCACUCACCUGGACUAUGCGGACACAGAACGCAUAAUGACAGAGAAGCUUCACAACCAGGUUAACGGUACUGAAUGGUCCUGGAAGAACCUCAAUACAUUGUGCUGGGCCAUCGGAUCCAUCAGCGGGGCUAUGCACGAGGAGGACGAGAAGAGGUUCCUGGUUACUGUCAUCAAGGAUCUGCUGGGCCUAUGCGAGCAAAAAAGAGGAAAGGACAACAAAGCCAUCAUAGCCUCCAACAUCAUGUAUAUUGUUGGCCAGUAUCCACGCUUUCUCAGAGCCCACUGGAAGUUCCUCAAAACUGUGGUCAACAAGCUCUUUGAGUUCAUGCAUGAGACCCAUGAUGGUGUCCAGGACAUGGCCUGUGACACCUUCAUCAAGAUCGCCCAGAAGUGCCGGCGCCACUUUAUCCAGGUGCAGGUGGGAGAAGUGAUGCCCUUCAUCGACGAGAUCCUCAACAACAUCAACACCAUCAUCUGUGACCUUCAGCCUCAGCAGGUGCACACGUUCUAUGAGGCAGUAGGUUAUAUGAUUGGGGCCCAAACAGAUCAGGCUGUUCAAGAACAUCUGAUAGAAAAAUAUAUGCUGCUGCCCAAUCAAGUGUGGGAUAGCAUCAUCCAGCAGGCCACCAAGAACGUGGACAUUUUGAAGGACCCAGAGACUGUGAAACAGCUGGGCAGCAUCCUGAAGACCAACGUCCGAGCCUGUAAGGCUGUAGGACACCCCUUUGUCAUCCAGUUGGGACGGAUUUACCUUGACAUGCUCAACGUCUACAAGUGCCUCAGCGAGAACAUCUCUGCCGCCAUUCAGACAAAUGGUGAGAUGGUGACAAAACAGCCCUUGAUCCGGAGUAUGAGAACAGUGAAACGAGAGACACUGAAACUGAUCUCAGGCUGGGUCAGCCGAUCAAAUGACCCACAGAUGGUAGGGGAAAACUUUGUUCCACCGCUGCUGGACGCCGUCCUCAUCGACUACCAGCGCAAUGUCCCCGCUGCCCGUGAGCCCGAGGUCCUCAGCACAAUGGCAACCAUCGUCAACAAGCUGGGGGGACACAUCACCAGCGAGAUACCACAGAUCUUUGAUGCCGUCUUCGAGUGCACCCUAAACAUGAUCAACAAGAACUUUGAGGAGUUUCCAGAACACAGGACCCACUUCUUCUACUUGCUCCAAGCUGUAAACUCUCACUGCUUCCCUGCAUUCCUCGCCAUACCCCCUGCCCAGUUCAAACUUGUGCUGGACUCUAUCAUCUGGGCCUUCAAACACACUAUGAGGAAUGUGGCUGAUACUGGUCUGCAGAUUCUGUACACGUUGCUGCAGAAUGUGGCCCAGGAGGAAGCAGCCGCUCAGAGUUUCUAUCAGACGUACUUCUGUGAUAUCCUACAACACAUCUUCUCUGUGGUCACCGACACAUCACAUACCGCUGGCCUGACGAUGCAUGCGUCCAUCCUGGCCUACAUGUUCAACCUGGUGGAGGAGGGGAAGAUCACUACAGUGCUAAACCCUGCCAGCCCCACCAACAACCAGGUGUUCAUCCAGGAAUACGUGGCCAACCUGCUCAAGACUGCUUUCCCUCACCUACAGGAUGCCCAGGUGAAGGUGUUUGUGACCGGGCUGUUCAGCUUAAACCAGGACAUUCCUGCCUUCAAGGAGCACCUAAGGGACUUCCUCGUCCAGAUAAAGGAGUUUGCAGGCGAGGACACCUCAGACCUGUUCCUGGAGGAGAGGGAGGCAUCGCUUCGUCAGGCCCAGGAGGAGAAACACAAGAUCCAGAUGUCAGUGCCGGGCAUCCUCAACCCUCACGAGAUCCCCGAGGAGAUGUGUGACUGAGCCGCAGCUCCACCGAACUGUACAGUACUCCAAACAAACAAAUAAAUAAACCCUAACCACAGCAACCACAACAAAACCAGAGAGAGGCACUUGAGUGUGGUGGGAGGCCGCUCACCCUCUGCAGAGCAGCCCGUCCCAUUGGAUGUUUGUUGACCAAAACAAUGGCAACAAUAUGUAAAUGAUUACCGCGUCACCCUGUGGCCCUUUUUACAUAAUCUGCGUUUUGUAUGGCGACUUUUUGUGUAACAUCUUUCCAGAACUGUUAAUCUAAGCUUAUGUUUUGUUGGUCUCUGGCCCAUUUCAAGACCUGCAUGAUGAUGUUGUAACAAUUAGGACACCAUAACCAUCUUGUUUUUGUUCUGUUUACCCCACCCCUUCAUGAUGUCUUUUUUUCCCCAGGUCUUCCCUUUUUUUUAUGUAAAAAAAAAUUACAGUCUGAGCAGGGUUUUUGUUUAAAAACAGCAUAUCUGUCAAGUCAGCAUAGAGGCUUCUAGACCUGUGGUGUGACAGACAGCAAGUGGUCUUUUCGGGGAGAGCGCACCGCUUCUUUGGUGCCCCACAGCAUUGUGGGAGAAUGUGAAUCUAACUGAUACUGAAUGAAGGUCGAGAGAUGCUGCUUCAUGCAUCAGCAUCUGUUGCUCAUGAGUUGUGCUUCACCUAAAAAAAAUAAAUGUUGCUGGCAGGAGGUUUUUUUUUUUUUUUUUUUUUUUUUUUUAGGGAAAGCAAAACCGAAUAUGUGCAUAUCAUCCCAAUUGUAUAGCAUCUUUAAUACCAUGGGAACAUUUUUUUCCUUUUAUUCUAUUGUUUCAUUUUGUUGUGGGUGUGUGCGCGUGUGUGCUGUCGCCUAGUCGACAUCAGCGUUUUGUUUUCCUCUAAGAGGAUUGUUGCUCAUUUGUGAGCUUUCAUUAAUGGGAUGUUUUAAGGAAGUGGCGGAGGUAUUUAUGGGUUCCUAGUUGGUUGCAUCUUUAUAACUCCUGUAUAACUCAGAUGGCUUUGAAGAUUUUGAAUUGUACUAAUUUAGGUUGUUUACCAUGCAGUAGUGCUUCAAGACACUACCUUUUAGAGCAAAAUGAAAAAUAAAACUGGGUUUACAUUUAA